CAGGUUUAAAGGGACAGUGUCACUCUGCUUCCUUCCUGCUUCCUGGAGCUUUGUAGCCUUCAAACGCGACGUGUUCAAACCACCAAACAUGUCGCGGAAAUGUACAUAAUAUUCCACAUUUAGGUUCUCGGGUGAUCUUUUUGAAUACAAAGCGAGCUGUAUGGUGUCUCACGUGGAGAGUGUGUGUACUCUGAGUGUUGUGAUGAUAGGAGAUGGGCGGUUUAAAGCACGCAUUGUCUUCAUUUUGCUUUUUAAUCCGUUGAAACAGGCGGAACAGGAAAUACCAACAUGUGCCGUAGUGGCUCCGAUUGUGAUGUUUUGUCGUGUUCAGGACGCCUGCCUUCUGAUGUGAUGUCUGAGAGAUCUGGCCGCUGCUCAUCAAAGCAAAAUCUACGACUGCUGUGUUCAUCGUACCGGGCGACGCCAUGUGAGCUAAAAGCACGGAGGAUUCUGGACUGCGAGGGAUGACAAGGGAAGAGAAAAGCAGAACUGUUGGAUGAGAACUGAUGGGCUGUCCAAGCUGGAGACAGCAUGCCAACUGCAAAAGGUAAAGGUGGUGCAACGUCCCACCGGUACCGGCCCGCCUCGGAGUUCGACAAUGCCACGCUCGCCCAGAAGAGAGAAUACUGGAGGACCAAGAAACGAGAGCAGAGAGCUCGACUGUCAGAGAGCAGAGGGAAGCCGACGCAAGAGAGUCGAGGAGACGAACUCUUACGUCCAAACGUCUCCGGCUCCUUCGCUGCUCUCUCUUCUCCUUUGCAGGGUCAGGAUGAGUCGCGCAACACAGCCGAGGACGGUUCAGUCAGAGCCAGCGAGCGCCAAAAGGAGAAGUGGUUGCAGACGAUGGAACUCAACAAGGUGUUGCCUCAGGUGCCAGCUUCAUAUUCAGUCUCAGUGAGAGCUGCCGGGGUCGACAGCGCCGCGGUGAAGUGCCCGAACGUGAGUGCUGCUGGGAUCAAAGCCGUUACCUCACCUACAGCCGCCCGUCUGAACUCCACCUCCUCAGUGCCUCCAUCCAGACCGACCAGAAUCACCAACGGCAGCUCCACUAAAACACCUCAGCCAUGUGUGUCUAUGCAGGGAGCGUUCGUCCCCAAAACUCCACCGAAGGCACAAUCCCACAUUCAGCCCAAACUCUCGCCCUCAAGUGUGACGACAGGUCAGACUUUUACAACUUGUCCUCCAUCAGAGGGCAGGACAACAAACACAACACCUCAAAGAGGAACAAAGAGUGCCUUGGCCUCCUCGCAGAGGGCUAAAGGUGUUUACGUCUCCAAACUGACUUCCACAGAGUCCGAGGAGGAGAGAGCAGCCAGGCGCAGAGAGCACUGGCGAAUCAAGAAGCGAGAGCAGAGAGCGAAGUUAGCUAAAACCAGAGAGAGGAUACAGGGCCCGGAGGUGACCUCACAGAGGCAAACGGCACAAAAAGCGGGACUUGUUGGAGGCACGGUUCUUCCUUGUGUUUCACCUCGGACGUUCUCGAGAAGAGUCGGACAGAAUCAGUGUCAUGCUCGGGUCAAUACUUCUUUUACGCCUGCAAAACGUUUAGCCACGUUUAACCUGCAAGCAGACCAGUGAAAGUCCAGAAUCCACCGGGGAACAUGACAGUCAACGCACCUGAAGGGAUUUCUGUGAGAAGGGCGGGAGAGACACAUAGAAAGCUUCCAAUUUAUGUGAAUCUCUCAAAUGUUUCCCGAGGGAUCGCACGAUGUAAAACACCCCGACAGAGAUUCAUCGACGCCCAAAAGACUUUCAUGAAUCAAAGAAACAUGAGAUGUAAAUCCCCGAUGCUUGUUUCCUUCUUUGGUACAAGAAACAUCCCCAAAAUAGACCCCAAUGACACACCUGAGCAGAUCAUCGGCAAGCGGCGGGAGUACUGGCGGAUUAAAAAGCGCGAGCAGCGAGCAAAGCUGUCGAUGGAGAUGAAGGCUCGUCUGAAGGAGAAGGACUGCGUCAUGCGAAGGGUCAAGCGGUAUCAGAAGAUCCUGGAGGAGAUGAGGAGGGCGAGAGCGCAAUCAGCAGGAAGUAUCCUCGCCCACGCCUCGGAGGCCAUCGGAGGGUUCAUCAAAGAGGACGGGACGGUGAGCGUCAGCAUCCCGACGAAUCGCAGCACAGCAGAAGAGCAACACAAACGAGAGCAACAGCUACUUUCCAAAAGCUCUCCCAUCUCAACGCCUCACGUUCACCCGGAUAACAAACGCAGAGCCGUUGCACCCGUCCGCGUGACUCUGCCGCCCCUCCGUCCGGCUCAGGUGAAAGUUUCCUUUCCUCUCGCUGGACUCAACAAACCUCAAAGGCUUCCAUCAAUCAAAGCUGAAAGCACAAGCGUUUAUAUCCAUAGUGUAGGCCAGCUCAAACUCACUCAUCCUCAGACCCCUGAAAGUGCGUCCUCUGGAGGGUCAGCAGCAGGGUCCGGUCUCGGCGGGUGUGUUAUGAAAAUGGCCGUCUCAAGUAGUGUGACUUCCCCGUCAGCUUCCUGUCCCGACCCAGAGCUGACACAGGAGGAGAGGAUGGCGAAGAAGAGGGAGUACUGGAGGAUAAAGAAGCGGGAGCAGCGAGCGGCUCGGGCAGCCCGGCUGAAGCAGGGACUGUUACAAGCGAGGGCCUUACAGAGGAGGAAGCUCCAGAGGCAGGGGACCGCGGCACCACCCGACAGAACCGACAGAACAGAGAGCGCCCAGCCUCUCCCCGGAAACAGCUUUCCUGCUAAGCCAAAUGCAAGUGGGAUAAAACAAGAGGCAGCAGUUGACCUAGAUUCCCCACCAGAGCAAGCCAUCUGUCCAGAUAUCAAACCCCCAACCCCUCCAUCACCCCCUCCAGCGCCUCAGCAGGAGCCUGACCCAGCUCUGAGUGCAGACAGCCAGGCUACCACACUGCUAGCCGUGGCCUCCAUGAAGAAACUUCUGGAGGAGUCGCUCAGCACGGUGACAGAGUGUAAAGGCGAGCAGGCUGACGUUAAGAUCGAGGACGAGGCUUCAGACGCCGAGCCCAAGCUGAUGCAGCUCUUCUUUGAGAAAGACCAAGUGGCUCCGAUCGCGGCUGAUCUGACUCUGGAGAUUAAAAGCUGGCAGGCGGAUUCUGAUGCUUCAGUACAAGCAGGUUCCCCAAGUCUUAAUCUCAAAAACUCCCCCCCAACAAGCGAGCCACCGUCACCCCUUCCUGUCUCCAGCCCGACCUGCGAGAGCUCCUCCCAAACCUUCUCAAACUUCAUCGUAAAGCCCUCCGCGGACGCCUCCGACGGCCCGCCCUCUCCGCGCAGGACUCAAAGAAUCUGCACCAAAAAGACCCUCGCUCAGAACAGUCCGCCAGAGCCGCCGAGGCUGCACCACCUUCCUUUAGAUCAAACGCAACCAGAGCAGCGGCCACGCAAGGCGCCCGAGCCGUGCAGGAACCGCAGCGUUCAGUCGCCACAGAAGCAUGGCUGCGUGGUGACGGAGCACGGCGGGCUGAGCAGCCUGCAGAGGAAGAGGGAGUACUGGAAGCUGAUGAAGAGGCAGCAGAGGGCGCGCUUAAAGGCGGGGCAGAGAGACAGAGCGGGAGACUCGAGCAUUCGGUUUUCCCAGAGGAACGUACAGGCUUCAGGUGUGGGCGUCAUUGACUCCGCUAAAGGUGUUGUUUCUCCAGUUAAACCCGCCCCUCAGCCCAGACCUCCCAAUGCCUCAGUGACCUCUGUGACCUCUGCGACCGGUAUCCCCACAGUCCUGGUGGUGAGCCCUGCAGCGGUUACUCCUGAAAGCUCACCUGACACGCUGCAGGUCAAAGUGCCCGUUAACAGAGCGUCCUGCUCAGAGCAGAGACCCUUCAGACCCUCACAGGUCGGGGCGGACGCUCUCAGGGCUCCAGAGAAUCAGAGACAAACCGCCACACGAUCAGGAAAGUGGAUUUGUAGAAGCACAGGCGUCGACUCGCCUCCUCCUCUCCCCACCCUAAAGCCCCCGGAAAACCCGCUCACCAGCAUCAACCUGCACCCCAUCGAACCCCCUCCUCAGGCCCUGAACCCCACCCUAAAAAUCCCCAGUGCCCACCUCCAGACCCCCGCACACACGAUCCACAAGCUGACCCCGAUCAGCACCAUGGUCCCUCCGAAGCGUGUCCUCGGGGGAGUCUGAGGAGGACUUCCUGAGGAGGAAGAGGGAGUACUGGAGGAUCAAAAAGAAGGAGCAGAGAGCGAGGAAGGCCAUUAGGGAGAAGGGAGUCACACCAAGGGGAUCCUCCAAUACCUGGAGGCCCAUCCUGCCUGCACAGGAGCUGCACACACAGGACUCUGAUCCGUGGGUGAACUCGUCUGAGGAGUCAGAACAUCUGAUGAGCCAAUCAGACGAUACCGACCCUUCAUCCUUCUCUUACUCGAACUACACCGCACCUCUGGAAGACGAGUCGGAGCUCGUGUUCAUGGACUACGAGAGCAGCGGCGCCGAGGACGGUCUGGUCUCCGACGCCGUGUGGAGGAGCAGGUACCUGAUGGACU
Labrus bergylta (ballan wrasse) is the source of this 4468-nucleotide messenger RNA. Its product is annotated as serine/arginine repetitive matrix protein 2. The record is from RefSeq and is a predicted model, not a curated record. NCBI's taxonomy places the organism in Eukaryota, Metazoa, Chordata, Actinopteri, Labriformes, Labridae. Gene Ontology annotation, biological process: negative regulation of DNA-templated transcription.